AUGGCUCAUUUCAAAGCAGCGACCUUUCUUCUUCAUGUUUCAUCCCUACCACGUCAUAGCGUGCGUACUUGCAGCCUUUUUCAAGCAAAAAGAGCACUUUAUUUUUCGUCCAUUAUGAAACGAUCACUAGAUUAUUCUACCGCUGAAAGUGGAGCUCCUAACUCCCUCGAUUACCGAAUGUAUUUCCGUAAGUAUAACUAUUUUCGAUCGUGUGUAGUCGAGUGUAAAUCUCGAGCUGCUUUCCCCAGUGGCCAGAUAUGGUGAAUGAAUAGUAGUUGAUCGAAGAAAAUUUGUUAUAUUUGUAGACUUUUUGCCCUUUGUAAAUUGAAUGUUUGACUUACUGUUAAAGAAAUUUGAUGUCGAAAUUUGAUGAAUACGCUUCACAGUUUUGAAAGAAAGGUGAUCUAAUUGCAUCGCAUAUCGACUCGCUUACCCUGGAUCUUGUGGGAUCAUGCUUCAUUUGCUUUCGUCUAGAGCAGUAAACUGCUGGCGACUUGCGUCUCUUAAUGUAAAAAAAGGACAAAGAAUCAUCCCAAGUAUGUUAGAUGAGCAGGAAUAGGGGAAAAAGUUGUUGAAAUUCCUCAGUUUUGAGGUGGACAAGAUUGCAAAUGGGUUGAUCACUACACUGAGUCCUAAAGGUGACACUAUGUCAUGAAUUUUUAAAAAGUCAUUUUAAGUCAGUGUAUUAACUGAAAGGGUUUUUUCACGUUACAGAGACGGGAAAAUUAUAGCAGCCUAAAAGUGUCACAGCAAUUUAAGGGUGGAUUCAUUUGCAACAUGCACUGUCACAUUUGCCCGAAUUUUCAUUCACAUGGUCAGCUACAAGAACAAAAACAUGAAUCUGACUGUGUAACGCCUCCUACCAAAUGCUGGGAAAUUAAACUGGUACCUCUUACAUUAUACAGGUCCAUGCACGCACUGUAUCUUCAUUUAAUCUCGACUUUGUGUAAGAUACAAUGAAAGUUAGACUUUGUGCUCAGCCAAAUAUGGUAAAACAAAAUUCAUCAUAUGUGUAACAGUUGCUGGUGUGACAGAAUGUCUAGACCAUUAAAUGGUCACAAAUUUUGUGCCCCACUUCCAACAACAAUUAUCAACCACUGGGUGGCCAUUAUUUUUCAGCUACAGCAUCCAUCCCCAUGAACUGAAAACAGAUUUCAAUUUUAUUUGAUGGUGUAUGUUUUUCUCCAGCUGCUUGCCUUGGUGCAAAUGUGUCCCUUGUUUUAAAAAUGUAAUGUAUCUAACGUGCAUAACCAUGCCUAACCUACCUACGAAGAUGACGAGACAAAAGCCUCAAAAUGUCUCGACAUUUUGUCAUUAUUUUCCAAACGCAUUAGAGGGCUGAAAGAAAAAACUCUUGAUCCUGAACCAAGAGGAUGGUCGGAAAAUGACUAGAACUUUUAAUCAGCUGGGAAUUUAGCCUGAGAAAACAGCCAACAUGAUUUUAGCAACACUACUACUGGUUUCCACACAAAAUAACAUCUGACAAAUGAGUGCAGAAAUUCCAUACUGAUGAUACCUCACUUCCCAGAUCUGGGUAGUACUUCUGAUUGGUUGAAAAUUUGCUUCUGAUCUACCACCCAGAUCCGGACAGUGACACAUCAUAGGUAUGGAGUUUCUGCAAUCAUUUCUGAGACAUCAUUAUGCCGGGAAACCAGCAUGGUGGCAUUGCAAAAUGUUGACUGUUUUCUCAGGCUACUGCAAAUUUAUGUUUUCAGCAUUUUUGUUGUAAACACACACAAAAAAAAAACAAUCAGUUACCAUCAAUCAAAACUGUAAUAUCUACCCCCCAUUCUUUGUGUGAGUUACCAAGCAGCAGUUCAAAAUAUAAAUAAUAUAUUAUUUUAUUGUGAACUUAAAUUCAGUCUCUAUUGAUUUAGUACAUUAAUUUAGUAUCUGGUGUAUCCAAACCCUGUCAGACUCUCAACAAAAGAUAACAAUAAUUAUUAUUAUGACAUUUUAAAGAAAAAAAUGAUAAUGUAAUCUUAUCUUUGUCAGGUGAUAAAGAAGGACAUGCUGUCUCUCCUUUUCAUGACAUUUCAUUGUUUGCAAAUGAUGAGGUGAGUCAAAUACUGUUUAUUAUUGAAUAGCUUGCGUGCAAGCUCCCCAUUAAGGGAAUAUCAGCUACAUGCAUGUAUGGCUGCUGGCUGCUGGCUGUAGCUUUAUCACCUUCCAAAUAGCUCUGCAAAAAAAAAAACCCAAGGGGCAGCUACAUCCCUGGAAUAUCUGUUAGAAGUUUGGGAUCUAGAAUUUUCAAACAUUUGUUGAAAAUUUCUCCACCCCCUAUUUUCGUGGGUAUAAUUUGUUUUAACGGAUUUUUACCCUAAAAAGGUCACCUCACCUUUUUUCAAAUUUUCUAAAAUCACUCAAAAUGGAUGAAAAAUUUUUAGAGGAUAAAAAUAUGCCUAACAAAACUUUAUGUUUAAGUGGUUUUGAACUAUAUUCUCACUGGGUCCAUAGAAAAACCUAGUUUUCUAUUCCCUGAAACCUAAAUGGAAUUCUCCACCCCAUGUGGUAUUGUUGCAGCUCACCUCACUAAACACUCAAAAUGGAGAACUUGUAACAAAACUUUGUUGAUAUAAGUCCAUAGUAGUCUAUUCAAACCUACUGGCUAUUUCAAUCAUUAUUGAAACCCUUGCUUGGUUGAGUUUGAAGUAUAUACUAAAAUUGAUAGUACCAUGUGAAAGCUAUAACUACAGAAUUAAGGUUUCAUUUGAACGGUAACAUUAACACCUCAGGAUUUCAUCCACAGACUCAGUAGUUAGAACUACAUAUUAAAUAAUUAAUUAACUACUAGUACUGUGUGAAAGUACGGCUGAAUAGGUUUCGUUUGAAUGGUCACAACAUGUUUUUCUUACACACUCAAAAGUUAGAAGUAUGUACAUAGUAAGUAGCACCAACAAUGAUGUGAAGGUAUAGUGUUGAUUUUGAUUGGUCGCACAUGCAUUUCUUCCACAAUAAUAUUAAUUUUAGAGAUGCAAGUCAUACUAUUGUAAUUAAGUUGUCAGACAUAAACUUACCACUGAAAAGGUUUCACUUUAGUGGUCAUGCUAUACUCUCUGUAGGACACUGUCAUUGUGCAACAGUUAGAAUUACAUACUAAAGAAAUAGUACAAGUGUAUAGAAGUAUUGCUUAAGAGAUUUUGUUUGAAUGGUAAAACACACAGGAUUUUGUCCACAUACCUUUAGAAGGGAAUGUAAAAAGGAACCUAAUAUUGUGCCAGUAUCAUCUUUACACUAAAGGAAAGUCUAGUAUUUGAUUAAAAGACAUGAACUUGGAGCUUUUUUUAAAGACAUCCCUUCAACUGUCUGUCUUGUACCACAGAAAUUUUUGCAUUCACUAAAUAUACUGUUGAUUGAUUUCUUUUCUAGAAAACAGUUUGCAACAUGGUUGUGGAGGUCCCCCGGUGGACUAAUGCCAAGAUGGAGGUGUGUCAACCUUCUGUUUUCAUUCUAAUGUCAACUUGACAUAAUAAGCAAUCUUUCAUUCUUCUUAACUCAAUGAUGUGCACAUUAUUAAGGUCAGCUGCAUUUUCCAGUCUGGCAGAGAUUGGAUGUGAGCACUACUUGUACCUUGUACUAGGAGAGAAGUAAGAAGCGGUUAGUUUCUGUCCUGGAUACGUCAUAAAAGUAAUAUUGGGUUAUUCCAGAAAAAAUCCACACCCCUACGACGGAAGGCAUGUUAGAAAAUCUCACGGGAGGGGGGCUCUGAACCUAAAAGUGCAUCCUCGGGAGUAACGUUAACUUUCAAUUUCAUCGAUGUGUCAAUCGCUUCAAUUGAUAAGUUUUAAAAAAAUUGCUUUGCCUUUUCAAAUUUCAUUAUUCUUUCAAACUACAGACCUCUUACCACAUUUGUUUUAAGUUUCCAUCCAUAGGCUCGCCCUUGUUACUUUUGUAGAAGCAACAUGGGAUAACUUGAAGAUAUCAAGAAAAAUCGCAUAAUUCAUUGAAAAAAGUGCUCAGUUCAAGUAAAGCAAACAAUGAUUUUACCUUGAAUUAUACAUUUUUCCAAGGUUAAUGCUAUUUCAGGGUGAUUUACCGCUAAACAGGCCUUACAAGUACAUUUUGUAAGCGUGAUUGUUCGUGAUUGUUUGGCGGCUAUUUUGAGAGCCAAGUGUUGUGGCAAGUGGUACAGCGCAUCAUGUAAUAUCCAGCUAAAUAUCCUUUUUCUUUCUUUCGCGGUCAUGAACAUAAGAAGAGAGUCAUUUAUUCGAGAACAUAGUUUUGAGCCCUAUUGUAGUAUUAUUGCUGUAUAUUUUUGAAGUUCACUCAAAUAUGAGCUUAUUUGCAAAAAGUGUAAGCCUGUUUAAGAAGAUGUGAAAAUGGAAUCUUAACGUUCACAACAAACACAAAAUUCACGGAAAACUGAGACUUAUUUAACAAAAAGGACCAUCUGCCUAAAAGGAUUCUUCUACAUUGAGUGUAAAGUAAAAUCACGGUGUCUAACAAUUUUAUGGAAAUCCAGAUUGGAGGGGGGGGGUCUUUGAACUUGGAAAUCCUUAGGGGAGGGGGGACUCAAGCAGUUUUGGAAAUCCAGGUGGAUGGGGGGGUCAAAAAACCAUGCCUUCUGUCGUGGGGGUGUGGAUUUUUUCUGGAAUAACCCCUUGUUGUAUUCGCUAUAGUUCUCAUCACUUUACACAUUUCUGUUUUACCUUCUUUACUGUUUAAUAAUAAAUACAUGUAUUCAUGAAAGCUACAUGUAUACCCACUGUACACGUUAAACUAGUAGUAAUCUCAGAUUAGGAAGUGCGUUCGAGCUUUCUUUGGUUUACUGUCAAAUGUGACAUUAUUUCCUAAUAAAUUGAUGCUGCAAAAUGCUUCCUAUAUGUUUGUUUUUAACAAAAAAAACAAAACAAAACAACUACGAAAAAAGAAAAAAGUCUCACCCGGCAGGAGUCGAACCCAAGACCUUCGACGUGUAAAGAGAACACAUUAUCUAUUGCGCCACACAACCAUUGCCAAAGACUGGAUGUCAAAUUUAACAUCUUUGUGUCCACAAGAUAGAUUUCUUAUUCAAGAUGGUGCAGAAAAUGCAGACAUAUGAUGAAAUGAGUUCAACAAGAGGUCACCCUUGAGUACCACAGGAAUUCCAAGAUUAUGUGUUGCGUUCUCCUAACAUCGAACACAAUUAAUCUCUGUCAAGUCCAUCAUUUUGUCACCGAAUAUCGGGGCUGUCAUUAGCAGCAAGGGUGGCACAGUUGGUUAGUGCGCAGCCUUUGGUGCGCAAGGUCCGAGGUUCAAUCCCUGGUAACAUCACAUCCUUGUUUCAACUUCUCUCCUUUCUGUGUAGCUUUGACUAGCUUGAAAUACCCUUAAAAUGGUGCAUUGAUGGAUAGACGGGGUGGUGGGGGGUAAAUGGAUGCACUGUCGACCUCAAGUUUAUCAGUUUAUUAUUACUGUCACGAGUUAUCAACAUGAAAUAUGGUUGCUUUCCCUUUACCAUUAAGCCAGGGGCUGGGGAUUUCCUGUUAUGAAUGUGGCCCCUGGAUAUGAAAUUUUCAGAGGAAAAUAAAUGAAAAACAGAAGCAAAAGAAAUCCCUAGCAUUUUAAUUCCCUGCCCACUUAUUGUAUUUGAAACCUGGUAACUUGAAAUCUUAGUGACAGCCCUGUAGUGAUUUUAUAUUAAAGUUGAAACCUCAUGUGCAACAUUUCCUCUUUUACAUGACUACCUCCCAAAAGCAGUACCAGUUACCGUAUUUAUUCGACUAUAAGCCGAGCGAUUUUUACACAAAUUAAAACUGAAGUGAAUUAAAAUUUGGGCUAUAGAGGGGGUCUCGGCUUAUAGCCGAAAGUUUUUGAAAAAAAAAUUUUUCCGGCGCAUGGAAACUCUACUAAAUCGAGAUGUAUUUACGUAUAAGCCGAGCUAAAGUAAAGAAACACAUUAUGCAAUCGUUGGUUAUUAACUUUUACGAAUGUGGUGGCUCCUAAAGGAGCCGUUUGUUAAAUUUAAUGUGUUUUCACAGAAAAGAUAAAGAUUCUUGAUAGGGAAUAACCGUGACGCUGACGGUUCCAUGAUUUUGACGCUUCCAUGAUUUUGAAAUCCUGCUUGACGACACAAAAGCUAAUCUGGAGCUAAGAAAACUCGAACGCACUUAUUGAUCUAUGAUUACUACUAGUUUUAAAUUCAUUUUUUGGAUCACAUUUAUUCAUCUGAGUUAUGAUUCGUUGCUUUUCAUAAAUACCAGUUAUCCAAAACACCAAAACUUUUCCUGUCAAGGCUUCACAGUUGAAACCUUUUAUAAAGAACCACUUCCUGUAAGUCAGACCAUGGUAACUAUUUGGGGAGGACAGCUAAUGAUUUUUCAUUGUUUUUAACCUCUCUUACAUGUAAGCAACCACUUGACAAUGAUUUUGUCUGAUCUCUCAAGUUUGCUGUGUGUAUCAUGCUACCUCGAAUACAGGAUAAAGAACUUAAGAAACAACAUGAAACUACAAUGUCUAAACUUUGCAAUAAAGUUAUCUUCCAUAAAGUACAGUAGAUGUGUUUGUACAAAGUUACUGAUUUUUAGUAGCUUGCAUUUUUAUUUUAAGUGGAUUUUGUUGUAUUAUAUUUGAUUUAGAUAGCUACCAAAGAAGCACUUAAUCCCAUCAAGCAAGAUUGUAAGAAGGGAAAACUACGAUAUGUGCACAACUGCUUCCCUUACCACGGUUACAUUUGGAAUUAUGGUGCUCUCCCUCAGGUGAGAAAAAUUAAUAUAAUGAUUAAAAGGGUAGACCUUCUAUCACAGAUAAAUCUUGUUGUUCAUUGGAUCUGCAUAGCAAAGAAUUAAAGACAGAUUUUAUGAAAGAUUUAGUGCACCUCGUUUCCAGGGUUCUCUCGUACUUGAGAAGGAGAGUAUCCCGGUAACAAAGUUGAGAUAUAUAAGGCCUUCUGAUAGGAUUUGAAAAAUAAUAAUAAAUUAUGAGGCUACCUCACGUGAAGAGUCACUCAGAGAUUUAAUCCACAAACUCAUUUGAUAAUAUUAGUGAAAUUUUUUUUAUCUAGGGCCAAUUUUAUUGUAUUAAAACUUUUACAAGUGCAAUUCCAAAGUGUAGCUAUUGUUUUCAGACUUUAAGACAAAUAGCUACACGUUUAAAUUACACUAAGCUCUUGAAAAAGUUUAAUGAAAUUGACCCCUCAUUUUUUUUUUUAUUUUUAUCUGUCAAUUUCAGACAUGGGAAGAUCCAAACCACAAGGAUAAAGACACAAAAUGCAUGGGUGAUAAUGAUCCAAUUGAUGCUUGUGAGAUUGGUACCAUGGUUAGUUCAUCAUUAAUUAAUUUAUUUUUUAUUUAUUAUUUUUAUUUAUUUAUUUAUUUUCAUUUACUAGGCAAGCAAGGCCAUGCAUGAGGCAGGCAUGGAGUUGUGCCAUCUGCGAAAGUGUCUGUCUUGCACGCCACACCCACAUUAUCCUUGCACUCACUCGCCUGAAAAAUGCCCCUGCCCUGUUUGCUAGUUUAUUAAUGGUACACAGCUUCUCAGUUUUCUUGAGCAGGAGUGAUCUUUGACCUUUUUUUUUACACUUCUUUCCCCUUUUGUUGGGCAUUUGGUCCAUUCUUGGUGAAAAAGUUGAAAAAGUGAUAAAAAUUAUAAUGUUAAAGUCACUAAGGUGGGUAGGUAGUAGGAGGAGUUUUCCUUUUUUAAGUUUUAGUGAAAGUUACACAAAAAAAUUUUUGUUUGUCUCUGGUUCGCUAUGACUUAAACAAGCUCAGUUGGCCAUGGUAUUUUAUGAAAGAUGCCUUCCAUCUGCAUUCGUAAACAUCACAGUGAUGUACAUGUACACACAUCAUAAAUAAUAUCUUCUACCCUUCCACAGUUUUUCAAGUUUUAAUGGGGAUCAUUUGGUAAAAAUUUGUCGCCACCCAGCCUACAGAGAAAGUAGUGUCCAAUAGCCCAGGGCUAGUGGAUUUUGCUAUCGGGCUACUGAAUUCUGUUUUUAACUUGCCCGACGGGCAAGUGAUGUUUUUUGAGGAAUUCGAAUAACAGAAGAACUGUGAAAUUAAUUCUUCUGAUCAAAAUAUUUUUGGGGCUAGUUGAAAUGACGUCUAGGCUAGUAAAAUGCUGGCUUCAGCUUGCCCGAAUGGCAAGCUGUAAAAAUGAUUUUCUGUGCACCCUGACACCACUAAAAAAGCAACUUAACAUUAGUGAACUUGCUAAGUUUGAGACUGAUAUGUCUAUAGUGAGCAAAGAUAUGGCUCCUCAAAGUCACGGAAAUUUACAAUGACAGAGAUGCCAACCUCUGGAGACUCUCCUUUUUUCACUCGCCCCGGGAAUUUCAACAGACCCCCCCCCCAACAAAUUGAUGCUGCCCCCAAUGGGAAUGACUUAGGACAUUAUAUGAUGUGUUAUAUGAAGUACAUACUAUCAAAUUUCACAAUCAUCGUUUUGAUGUCAGAAAUAAUCUUUGUCAAUGACCAAAUACAUGCAAAAAUGCCCCAGAAACCGAAAAAUUGAAGUUUUGAGCUUAAAAUGGGCUAAAUCUCAAACUAAGGCACAGGAAUUUUGUCCGGGAGAUAUGGUGACCCAUACAGGAGAGCGGGAGAUCAGCGCUGUAUCUGGGAGACUCCUGGAUAAUCCAGGAGAGUUGGCAUGUAUGCAAUGAUGUUUGUGUAUGGUGGGGGCACAAACUUGACCCCACAUAGAAACAUGAGUAAAAUUUCACAACUUUCUGGGGCUAUUUCUUCAUUAGUUUUCAACAAAUCACUUUCAAACUUGGCAACUUUACUGAUUUUAAGGGGUUCUUUCAGGGUAUAUUGAUGGAUUUUCCAAAUUCACAGGUCCGAGUCAAAGUUAAAAAAACUUUGUUUUGUGAUACAAGGGGCAUGGUUUGGGACCGUCACAGGCUGUUGAGUUGUGAAUGGUGUAAUAAAAUAAAACAUGACUGUUUACUUUUCUCAAAUGUUUAGAUUGCCAAACGAGGCGAUGUUAAGCAAGUUAAAAUCUUAGGGACUAUCGCUUUGAUUGAUGAAGGUGAAACAGACUGGAAAGUCUUUUGCAUUGAUGUAAAUGAUCCUCUUGCAAAGGACAUGGAAGGUAAGAUUAAAUAAUUAUUGUAGUGUUGUAGUACUGCAUUAAACUCACAUCUAGGCUAGCACUGUGAAGUACAAAGAGGUUUUUCUAACUUGAAGCCUGGACUUCUUAAUAUACCUGUCAUAUAAAUUAAUAUAUAUUCCAACACAGUCAUCUCUUGCCUUGCGGGCACGGACACCUAGCUAUAACGGACGCCCUGAUAACACGGCCACGGCUAGAUCCCAGGAAUAAUAAUGUACAGAUGUUUGACUGAAAUAAACUCCCGCUAUUAUGGACUCUCACUAAUGAGGACACUGACUCAAGGUCCCAGUAGUGUCCGAUAUAAAGGGAGUUGUCUGUAUUAGGAUAUUAUGAUUUCCAAAUAAGUUGUUAUCCCUUUUCCUUCUGUACUGGUUAGGAGAACUUGUUUAACCCUUUAAACCUCAAGAUCAAAAUUUGAAUUCUCAUUUGUUGCCUCUCUUAAUUUCCUACAGAAGUAGUGGGGAGAAGUUCAUAAAAUAUCAAGCAAAUUCAUCUCGUGUGAUCAUGUCUGUAAUUCUCAUGACCACUCUGUUUUACAAAGCAUUGAUGUUACAAGGAGAAAUUUAAUGCUGAUCACUCUUAGGGCUUAAUGGGUUAACUCUAAAUUUUGUCAGUCUUAGGUGGCUUUCAGACCCUAACCCUGUCUAAGACAAAAUGCUUUCAAUUUGCCACCUUGUACUACAAGACUUCUUUUAUAUUGUAACUGAUCUGUUUAUAUCUCUUCAAAACAAGGGUUUUCACACUAACCCCCCUCCCCUUCCACCCUGUCGCCAAGUGAUCAUUGCCUUUAUUCUGAUGUACAGUCAAACGCCAUUAGUAAAGACUCUCAGGGGGCCAUAGGAAAUGUCUGUGUAACGGGGUGUCCAUGAUAAGUGGGUUGAAUAUAGAAAAAAUGUAAGGGCUUUCUUUUGAUCACCAGGGACAAAGCAAACUGUCGGUAAUAAUGAGGUGUCCAUAUAAAGUGGGUGUCUGUAAGGCGGGGCUUGGCUGUACCCUUCUCGUGCGCCCCUUUUUUCUUGUGCCUACUACUUCCAAGCACCUGCUAUGCAAGCUAUACUUGAUAUUUCAUUAGGCAGUGGUACUGUGAAGAAGAGAAGAUCAAAAAGUCAUUUCACCUAAACUGGCUGCAACAUGGUGCUUUUGAACUCAUGCAAAAAAGUUGAAAGAAUUUACAAAUGCUCUGAAGCUUCUUUGUGAUGGACUGAAUUUGCCAUUGACAAAAGUCAUGCCUUUUUGUAUUUACUCAUCGUGUUUUUGUGUUAAUGAUACUGAAGAUUUCUUCUUGUUGUUGUUUUUUAGACAUUGAUGACAUUGAGAAACACAUGCCAGGACUGUUAAAGGUAAUUGUGAUGUUAAAUGAUUAUAUUGACAAUGCUUUAAUCAUGAAAGUGAUGGAGAUAAUGUGUUUUACAGGCUUCUAUUGACUGGUUCAAGAUCUACAAAAUACCUGCUGGCAGUAAAGAAAAUGAAUUUGCCUUUAAUGAUGAAGCCAAAAACAAGGUAUGGGAUAGAUACAUUGUAAGAUUAAUGAGUGUCUUCCCUCCAUCUUGAUGUACCCUGCAUAGGAUUCGCUUGAAAGUAAUGGGCACCAAGAAAGAACGGGGCACACCUCUAUGCAAGUUAAUCUUGAUGCCAGUUUAUGUCUCCUCUGUCAAGUUGGUGAUGAUGUUAUUUGCCCCCACAAAAUCUCCAGGGAUUUCAGAUAUACCGGUACUGUACAUAUCCCAAGGUCCAUUCUGUGAGCGGUGGUCAAAUCCAUACAAUCUUGUUCCAAUCUAUAAGAAGAAUGUAUUCUUCUUCAACAAAUGCAGUGAACUACUUCUUUAAUCUUCUCAGCUCUUCCCUUUUUAGAGCAGAUAAUAUCAUUGCCUUUACAGCAGACUUUGUGCCAAAAGGAGGGGCGCUCAAAAUAAUGUAUAGGCUGUGGCCAGACACAAUGACCAGCUGAGCCAAUGAAAUUUUUGCUCCUUCAAUUCUCAUUUUCUGACCGGUCAAAUGAUUAAGAAAAAAAGUGAACUAAACCUUAUCCUCAUGUGAUUUUCUGUUAGUGGAUGUGAUUGUAUUUUUACAAAGAGACAAAAUCUAAGAUUUACAGGUAAGGAUGUGGCUGUUUGUUAAAAAAUACAGCCUGCGUGACCAGUCAACAUGACUGGUUUGGCCAGUCAAGACUCCAUUCUGGCUGGACAUAUCAUUUGACCGCGGCCGUUAUUUUGAGCCCUGAGUAGAAUACCUGGAAAGUAGAACCUGCUGUUUCCAUGAUGGGUUUUGAGUGUAUGAUAUAUUUUUUCUUAUCUUAAUAUUCUAGGAAUUUGCGAUGAGGAUCAUUAAUGAAACACAUGAGUGUUGGAAAAAGCUCAUUUUAAAGAAAGUGGAAAAUGACAAAGGCUUAGCCUGGUAAGAAACUUUGAAUUUUAUCCACUCAGAGUUAAUCUGUGAACAAAUAAUUGCAUGUAACAAUAAAAAGUAAUUUUUGUCUAUUGAGGACUUGGGUGUAGCCAAGACUAAUGCAGUAGAACCCCGGUAACUCGAACUUGGAAAACUUGAACUCGCCUGCUAACUCGAACUACUGUAAGUCACAUUUCGCUUGGAAUUCAAACCCACUUUUCAGUCAUUUUUACCCGGUUAACUCGAAUUCCUUGCUAACUCGAAGUUUUAAUGUCGAGCUUACAUCGUAGGUCUUUCACAAUCCUUUACUACGUACGUUCUCAUACAAGCUGCACGUUCUAAAACUAAUAACACCCAAAUAUGCAUACUAAUCACUAGGCGUGUCACGGAUGCGGUCACGCCAUUACAUCUCUCCCCCCAUCACGUGGAUGGGACGCAACGGUGCGAACGAAAACAGCAAACAAAAAAUAAAUAAAUAAACUAAAUAAAUUAAAUGUUGCUAAUAACGAGUAAGCCCUUGUGUCCUUUACAGGCUCUAACGUAGCUAGUAGACACGCAAAUUCUCGCUAUUCGCAAAUAAAGUCCUUAUAUUUAGUGUCCUUUGUGGAUCUUGUUUUCCUUCUGGGCCUGUCCAAGGGCGCAUGUCUUCGCUCUGUGUCACGGUCUGAUGCGGGCUGCCGAGAUCUCUGCCUACUCUCGUACUCAGCUGUGUCGCUGUUUGCUCUUGGCUGCUCAUGACCUUGCCUUGAUUCACUGGAUCUGUCCGCUGGAACUGCAUCUCCACUUGGCCCUGCUAAGGGUCUGUCCGCUGGAACUGCAUCUCCACUUGGCCCUGCUAAGGGUCUGUCCGCUGGCAAUGCAUCCCCACUCGGCCCUGCUAAGGAUUGCUCUGGACAUUCAAUUAUAACUUCAUCCGGUUCAAAUGCCUCACCGCUGUCAGAAUCAUCACACCGCGGUGAUUCCCUACAACCAUUUUUGAGCAGUUUCCAAUCGGCGUAAUUCCUGGUGCGAAUCCUAACACUGUUCUUGGCAGUGACCAAGCUUCCCUUGACGCCAAUGACUACCAUAGGCUCCGGGUCAUACAGAGGGGUCAGGCUGUUUUACGUUCCUGCUUGCACAACACAGUGUCCCCGACUUUAAUUUUCAUCACGGCUGUGUGUCUUCUUUUAUCAGCAUAUUGUUUCAUCUUCUGUUUUUGCUCUCGGUCCCGACAGCGGAUCAUCGUGUCAUCCCUGUAUUUAGGCUGUCCCUUGACUUCAGGGAACUUUCCACGUAAUUCCCUUCCGAACAUGAGCUUGUUCGGGCUGACUCAGUUGUCGCAUGCUCAGUUGCUCUGUAUGCCCUGAUUCCCCGGUUCACUUCAUCCCUCACGGGUUUGCCUUCCAAAGAGGCGAUCCGAGCGGUCUUCUUUACUCUCUGCAUGAACCUUUCUACAUCGCCGUUGGCUUCUGCCCACCCGGGUGUCACUUUCCGGUGCUUAAACCCCUCCUCUUUUGCGUAUUCUUCGAAUUUAUGGCUGUUGAAGGGCGGUCCGUUAUCUGAUUUGAUUUCUUUUGGCACUCCAUAUGUGUCGAACACCCUCUUGAAAGUCGGUAUUGUUGCUUUCUCGCUCGUGGACCCCACGAAUUCAACCACUGGGUAUCUGGCAUAUUGACAGUAAAAUACGAGGGCGAGGUCACCACUCGCCAUUGGUCCGCAAAAAUCCACGCUGACCUUCUCCCACGGUCCUUCCGGUAGGUCUGUCAUCCGGAGUGGCUCGCGAUGCGUUUGCGGCGUGUUAGAUUGGCAGGCGAUGCAAGUGGACACGAAUUUGUCACAUUGUGAGUCCAUUCCGGGAAACCAUACAUGCGCUCUCAAAAGCUGUUUUGUUCGCACCUGGCCCUGAUGACCCUCGUGCGCAAUUUCCACCAUUCUAUGUCUGAGUUUUGCGGGCACAACGAUCCGAUCCCCUCUCAAGACAAUCCCGUCUACUAUGGUUAGUUCAUGGAAAACUUGCCGAAAUUCGUGUGUCCUUGUAUCGUUUGUGUCUAUCCAGCCUUGGUUGAUGUACUUCUUUAGUGCCUGAAGUGCUGGAUCUUCCUCAGUGGCGUUCUUUACCUGGUCUCUGGUGACAGCUUUGGGCGUGCUGCACGUUACCACAUAGUUUACAUAAUGCCGUACCUCCUUAGUCGUUCUCAAUUCGGACUUGGAGCACUCGUGAAGUGGCAUAGGGUGACGUGACGUGUAAUCUGAUAUGUUCUCUUUCCCAGGACGGUACUCUACUAUGAAAUCAUAGUCCAUCAUACGAUUGACGAUCCUUUGGACCCGGAUCGAAGAUGUGUGGGUGGGUUUGUUGAACACACUUGCAAGAGGCUUGUGGUCAGUCACGAUCUUAAAGGGUCUCCCAUACAGGAACAGGUGGAAUUUCUUGCACCCAAAAUCACCUGCUAGAGCUUCUAAUUCAAUCUGGCUAUAUCGUUUUUCCGGGUCGGUGAGGCUCCGACUGGCAUAUUGCACCACUCUGCAACAUUGUUCUCCAGGCUUUCUCUGCGUAAGUGUCGCGGCCAAACCCACAGGGCACCCAUCAAUAUGAAGCUCGUGCUCCGCCUGGGGAUCAAAGUAUGCUUGGACUGUGUCGCUACUGAGCAUGUUCUUAAGUUCCUCGAAUGCUUCUGAGUGUUCCGGUUUCCAUUCGAAUUUUCCGGUCACUAGCUCACCCAGUUUGCACGCCGCUUUCUGAUACUGUUUGGCUUCCAUGAAUCGUGAACUAUAUCUGACCGUACAGAGGAAUGAGUUAAGUUCGGCUGCAUUUCUAGGGCGUCCUGCAGAUUUAAUGGCUUUCACUUUGCAUGGGUCUGGAGAUACUCCAUCUUUAGAGAACAUCAAGCCAUAGUAGACCACGCGAUCUUUUCUGAAUUCACAUUUUGCUCUGUUGAAUGUGACAUUCUUUUCGCGGCUUCUCUCGAGUAAUGCUACCAGGUUUGCAUCGUGUUCUUUUUUGUCACGCCCAUGCACAAUGAUGUCAUCACUUAUGUUGAAAACUCCCUUCAGGUCGUGCGUCAAUUCCUCUCUGAUCGUCUCUUGAAAUAUCUCUGCCGCUGACCUUGUACCAUAGUUGAGCCUCUUAUACCUGUACAAGCCAAUGUGAGUUGAAAAGGUCGUUACGUUCCGCGAACUUUCUUUGAGUUCAAGUUGGUGGUAUCCCUUGCUCAUAUCCAGGUGGGAGAACACCGUUGACCCGCUCAGCUCGUUGACCACGUCGUCUAUUGUGGGGUGCUGGGUGUGUCUGCGGGGUAUUGCCUGAUUUGCCACGCGCAUGUCCACGUUCAGACGUAUCUGGCUCUGAUCUUUCUUGGGCAUAACCACAGGCGGUGACACCCAUCCUGUAGGUUCGUUGACUUUUUCAAUGAUGUCUUGAUCAAUAAGAUGCUUUAUUUCUUCUUCCAUCUUCUGACGUACGCUGAACGGUUGCCGGCGUGGUGGCUGUGCAACCGGCUUAAAAUCAGGGUCUACAUUCAAAUCGACCUGGAUUCCUUUUAGCUUUCCAAUUCCUUGAAACCGGUCCUUGUAUUCCUCUAACACUUCAUUCAGGUUGUCUGUCCCUUCUGGCUGAUUGCUUUCUGUUGCAAUUGAAUUGGUCACAAGAAUCAUUCCGAGGUCUCUCGCAUCAUUGUACCCGAGCAAAGGUUCGGUGCGGGUGUCUCCUUUUAUUAGCUGCCACGUGAUCACUUUCAUCUUUGUCUUAGAUUCCGUAAGUGCUUCAAAACAACCCAGAACAGGCAGCGUGUUUGCUUUCGACGCUGCCCCGUAUGGUUUUAUUUGGCAUCUUGACUUUCUAACCUUUACUCUUUUGUCUAGGCCGUAUUUCUUGAACGUUGCCUCAUCCAUAGCGUUGACCGUAGCACCGCUGUCCGGUAGUACCGUAAUGUCAACUCCGCUAAUUAGCACUGUUUUUAGGGGCCUAUUGUGUGACUGUCCCACGGGGUUCACCUCUUGCAGCGUGCACGUGAACUCUUCAUCACUGCUGUCCGACGAUGUGUCAGAUAUUUGCUCGCCUCCUUGUGCUAAUUUAAUUUCUUGCCUGUUUUUGCAACACUUUGCAAAAUGGUUUCUUUUGCCACAUCGCGUACACUGUUUUCCAAAAGCCGGGCAUUUCCUUUGCCCCCCCUGGUGUGGCCAACGUUUCCCGCAAUUAAAACACAGUUUUUCUCUACCUUUGUCGACAGUGGUUUUAUUGAUUUCUUGCUUGACAGUCACUUCGGUCGUCGUUUGGUUUUCUACUCUUGUAGCGUGUUGAUCCGCACUCUCAAGGCCACGAGCGUAUUUGAGAGCUUCAGCUAGCGUUAGUUGGUCUUGCAAAAGCUUUCUUCUCACUCUCUUUGAUUUGCCGUUCGUUAUCAUGGCCAUUAAUAUCUCUGUAUCCAACCAUUCUGCCGGAAAAUCACAGUGUUCGCCCUCUGCUUUUAGCCUAGCGAUGAACGAGUCCCAGGUUUCAUCUUUUCCCUGUAUAGUGCAACGAAAUUUGUGUAUAUUGAACAGCCGGUUUUGCGAUUCUUUGAACUUGUUCAGAAGUGCGGUGAUAGCUCCGUCCAAAUCCGUUCCCGUAUCGUCAAGCUGUUCGAAUAUAUCUAGUGUGGCUUCGCCUAUCGAAUCUAGGAACAAUGAUCUUUGUUGGUGCUUGUCUGUGAUGUUGUAGGCUUUCAAGUGGUUGUUCUUGAACCGCUUAGCAUAUUUUGAGAAGCGCGCGUAUACCGUUUCGGGGUCAUUCCGAACGUCGAAUUCGGGAAAUUGUUUGUAUCCAAUGUUUACCGCCAUUCCACUUUUACCUCGUCGCCAAUUUAAUGUCGAGCUUACGUCGUAGGUCUUUCACAGUCCUUUACUACGUACGUUAUAAUACAAGCUGCACGUUCCAAAACUGAUAACACCAAAUAUGCAUACUAAUCACUAGGCGUGUCACGCAUGCGGUCACGCCAUUACAGAAGUUGAAGGCAAAUGUAACUGAAAUUUACCCUGAUAACGGUAACUCAAAUUCUGGUUCAUGCAUCUCCACUUGAUAUCUUUCCAUU
This is a messenger RNA of Porites lobata, 16457 nucleotides long. The record is from the annotation of a GenBank genome assembly. Lineage: Eukaryota; Metazoa; Cnidaria; Anthozoa; Scleractinia; Poritidae.